AUGACCGGGGUGGAUCUGGAAAAGUGCAAACGGAUUGUCCAAUACUUUUGGGAUCCGGAACCCAAGAAUCACACAACACCAGCGGCUUCAAUAUGGUGCCUGGGCCAAGAAUACACCCCCGCACAGGCGACAAGAUCCUCAGACACGGAUCACGUAGAGGGCACGAAGAAGACCGCAGGGGCAGAAAAAGGACACGCCGCAGACAGUGCCUGGCCCGAGGCCUUUCUCGCUGACUUUGAGUCGCGGAUAUGGAUGACAUAUCGCUCUCAUUUCCCACCCAUCCCCCGCAGCACCAACCCCGAGGCGACAUCGUCGAUGACGCUGGGGGUGCGCCUGCGGAGCCAGCUCAUGGACUCUCAGGGCUUCACGUCCGACACAGGAUGGGGCUCAUGGCGACGAGGAAAGGAAAGCGAGGACGAAUCCAAACUGCUGGCCAUGUUUGCCGAUCACCCCGACGCCCCGUUCUCCAUCCAUCGAUUUGUCCAGUGCGGUGCUGAAUCCUGUGGCAAGUACCCGGGAGAAUGGUUUGGACCAUCGGCCACAGCCCGAUGCAUUCAAACUCUCUUAAGCUCACAAGACCCGCCACCGCUACGAGUAUAUGUGACCAAGGACACGUCCGACGUUUACGAGGACCAGUUUAUUCGGAUCGCUAGCGAUCAGAACGGAUCAAUACAACCGACCUUGAUUCUCAUGGGUGUUCGUUUGGGUAUCGAUCAGGUCACGUCCGUAUACUGGGACGGAUUGCAAGCUGCGCUGCAAUACCCACAGUCUGUGGGCAUCGCUGGUGGCCGUCCCUCCGCAUCCCACUAUUUCGUAGGAGCACAAGAUUCCCAUCUCUUCUUUUUGGAUCCACACUUCACCCGGCCCGCCCUACCAUAUCGGCCAGAGGGCGGAUACAGUGCGGAAGAGUCGGAUACGUGCCAUACCCGUCGACUGCGGCGCAUUCACAUCAAGGAUAUGGAUCCCAGCAUGCUGAUCGGGUUCCUGAUCCAAGAUGAUGCUGACUGGACCGAUUGGAAAAGUCGGCUGCAAUCCACGCCCGGCAAGCCCAUCAUUCACUUGACCACGGGGGAAGCGCCCGUCGACGCCGGUCAUGGCCGAAGAGAGGCGCUGAACGAGGUGGAGGUGCUGGAUGAUAGUGACUCCGGCUCCGCGGUACUGGUGUAA
Messenger RNA from Penicillium oxalicum, 1167 nucleotides. RefSeq names its product cysteine protease ATG4. The record is from RefSeq and is a predicted model, not a curated record. Lineage: Eukaryota; Fungi; Ascomycota; Eurotiomycetes; Eurotiales; Aspergillaceae. Gene Ontology annotation, molecular function: protein-phosphatidylethanolamide deconjugating activity. The coding region runs from base 1 to 1167 and encodes 388 amino acids. The transcript has 5 exons.